Knipowitschia caucasica is the source of this 5448-nucleotide messenger RNA. The record is from the annotation of a GenBank genome assembly. NCBI's taxonomy places the organism in Eukaryota, Metazoa, Chordata, Actinopteri, Gobiiformes, Gobiidae.
AUGCUGCAGCUCUCAUGUUCUCCAAAUAAACACAACAAUUCAACAUCUGCCCAAUGUGAGCAGAGCGAGGGGCCAGAGCCAGGAGGGGAUUCUCUGUGGAGAGCCUCCGCCUUCACCUCUUCACUCAGCUGGGACUCCGACUCCGAGAAGGAGACUCUGGAGGAGAUCACAGAGCUGUCAAAUUCUCACGGUCUGGCCGCGCACAGCCCUGCAUCUCCCUCCACAGGACUCAGACUUGAAUGUGAAGACAGCCAAGAAACCGAACACGUGCGACCUGCGUCCAGCCACGAGGAGGGGCCAGACGAGAGCUCACCAAACACAGACCCCCAAGAGUCCAGGACGUCUCAGCUCUGUGCAAACCAAGCAACUGACAGCACUCUGUGGAAUGUAAGCGAGCCAUUUGAGCCGCUCGUCUCCAAAUCCCCACCAAAGGAAGCCUGCCAACCGGCGCAGGAGGAUAACAACACAGAGGGCUCCCGAACGCACAUGGGAAAAGAAUGCAGCGAACGGGAGAGAGACGUGUACAGCUUCCCCGGAGACUCGGACCCUGAGAGUCCUCCACCCGCUCCCUGGGCCCACUGCACCUUUGUUCAACGCUGCGGGAGGAAGAGAGUGCUGCUCAGACCGUUCUCUGGCACCAGCCCCGGUUUGGAAAGAGGCUCCAAGGACAACGAGAGGAUGCAGGACUUUGACAAAGACGUAUCGUUGGAAGAAGCAAAGGAACAAGUGGAGGAAAGCGUGGAGGAGGUGGAUAACCAAAUCUUUACUUGUGUAGAAUGUAGCAUUUACUUUAAUAAACAGAUCCACCUCCAAGAGCACAUGGCAGAGCACUCGCAAAGCUCGUCAGGAGGCAAGGAACAAGACCAGGCUGCGGAAAGUGGCCAGUUUAAGUGCACCGAAUGCGGUUGGAACUUGCCGAGUAUCACCGAAUUGCAAGGGCAUCAAAAACAGCACCUGGAAUCACGCGAAACGAUCUUGAAGGAGAUUGAGAAGUUGAAAGUAGAUGAUUUUAAGAAGCACGACAACGAGGAGGCCUUGACCGUCCGUUCGCCAGUGAGAAGCCAGAAUGCAGACUUUGCCAUUGUCGAUUUAGACGCUCCAAUGGUCGCGAGCCCGGUUCAAGGGAGAGGGCAGACAGGGUAUCGGCGGCGUUUCAUAUGCCCUGUGUGUAAUUUCAGCACAAGAACGCCACAAGCACUGGCAAAUCACAAAAAGACCCACAACCGCAAGCCCACGUCCACUCAACUCGCCUGUUUGUACUGUGCCUUCCGAACGACAAGUAAAAAAGGUCUGAGGGAUCACCUGAAACACCACGCACACCACGGAGAGAACGGACAGAAUUCAAAAUAUGUCUUAAACUCGGAGAUCUCCAUGACUGGGAAAUUCCACAGAGGAGUCGGUGCCUUGGAGGACUGCACAAUGCCAGACGGAAUAGCUUCAGAUAUGGGACUGAACAAGAGAGGAGAUACUUGGGUUAAAAGGGCCAGAGUUAAUUCCAGAUCGGAGUAUGAUAAGCUGUCAGAUAAUGAGGACGAGGGGCAAGUGCAGACAACAGAAAGUAUUUGUCAACAAGAGGGUGAAUCCGCUCAGCACACGAAUUCUCCGUCCGACAUUGCACAGUGCAGCAGCGCGAGGACGCUUCCUCUCAGAAGGAGCCUGAGGAAUGACGAGAAGCUGGACGAGGAGAAGGCGUCGCAGCUGAGACGGAGCAGUCGGGUCAGUGCUGGUCCUGUAUUGGUGCUGAGUGAUGAUGAGGAGGAUGCACAGCGCUCUCUGUCUGAGCUCUUCAUAGAUGAAGAAGAGAUGUAUGAAGACACAGAGGAUCUAAAGAGUGUGGAGAGGAAGUGCCCUUACUGCCCUGAUCGCUUCCAUAACGGCAUCGGGCUGGCCAAUCACGUGAGGGGACACCUGAACAGAGUGGGCGUGAGCUACAACGUGCGUCACUUCAUCUCCCCAGAGGAGGUCAACGCCAUCGAGAGGAGGUUCUCCUAUCAGAAGAAGAAGAAGAAAGUCGCCAACUUUGACCCGGGAACCUUCAGCGUGAUGCACUGCGAGUUCUGUAAUGCUGGCUUCGACACGCGGGCCGGUUUGUCCAGUCACGCCCGAGCCCACCUCCGAGACCUGGGCAUCACCAACUGGGACAUCACCAUCUCCCCCAUCCACGUGCUCAGAGAGGUGUUCUCCAGCCGGCCGGACCUGGUCAUCCCCACGGCCCCCCCGCGCAGCCUGUGUGACGAAGAGGACGAGGUGGACAGUGAGGAAGAUCAUGACAUCAUUGAGGUGAAGCUGGAGGAGGAGUCAAGGCUGGAGAUUUCAGAAUCCUCCGUACCCUGGAAAUAUGAAGACCAGAUAAAGGAAUGUAAAGAUGAAGAGGAUGAAGUGUCUGUUGAAGAAAGCGACGCGCUGCAGCUGGCCGCUCUGAGCCUGGUCCGGGAGGCAGACAGGUCGCCCCAGGAGGACGCCCGUACCAAGGACGAUUAUUUGAAGUGUGAAGUAUGCGGAGCCCAGUUUGAGACCAGACGAGGCCUCUCCAGCCACGCCCGCUCCCAUUUACGCCAACUGGGCAUCCGCGGCUCCGAGAGCAGCGGGGCGCCCAUCCACUUCCUGUACCAAAUCGCAAAGGAGCGCAAUCUCGACAGCCAAAUACGGCGUCUUCAAAAACACACUCCAGCCAAGGACCGCUCUCCCUCUGCUCCCCGUGCUGCGAGUGAUGAAGUGAUAGAAGUCAUGGAUGUGGAGAAGACGCCCGCCUCUCCCUCGCUCCUCGCCAAAGCAGCCAAAGCCGUGCCCCCCGCCACCUCCCACUCCACCCCCUCCCCCGGGGCUUCUCCUCUCCUGGCCCCCUCUCCGUCUUCAGUAGUGAGGAAAGCCCCCAUCUCCUCGCUGCUGCCCGUGUCUUCCCCGCUGCGCUCCCUGGAGUAUAAAGUCGGGGGGAUGCGGAGCCUGACCUCCAGUUUGUCCACGCCUCCUGUCAGCAAACCCGUGUGGGCGCCGCUGGACCACGAUGCCCCGCUCAACCUCACUCUGGAGGCCGACCGCCACAAAGACAUCGUGUGCCAGCUGUGUGGAGCUUGGUUCGAGACAAGAAAAGGCUUGUCCAGCCACGCCCGGGCCCACCUGCGCCAUUUUGGAGUGGAGUACUCGGAAUCCAAGGGCUCACCCAUAGACCUCCUCACGCAGCUCAUAGAGAGCGACGAGUUCAAGCACAAGGCCAGAGAACUUCAGCUGGAGGCUCCUGUGGACAGACAGGGUCUCAGCCGCACACUCUCCUCCCCAAAGCCUCCUCUCCUCUCGCUCCCCACCUCCUCCUCUCCUCUGCUGUAUAAGGUGACCACCUCCAAGACUACCUCCGCCUCUCCACUCCUCGGACCACCCGCUAAGCGCCUCAAGCCCGCCUCCAUGCAGAUCUUCCGCCUGAGCAGUGGGGAGUUCAUGUCACUUCCUCUCCGUGAACCUCUGAAGGAGAUCGGCUGUGAGUUCUGCGGAGAGUACUUUGAGAACCGUAAAGGCCUGUCCAGUCACGCCCGCUCCCACCUCAGACAGAUGGGCAUCACGCAGUGGACUGUCAACGGCUCUCCCAUCGACACUCUGCGGGAUCUGAUCGCCAGGCGCGGUCUCCCCUCCGCUCUGCCUCUGAAACCUGCCAGGAACCCUUCCUCUCCGGCUCUUCCUCCUCGCUCCCCCGUGUCCAGCGCCUCCUCACCCCCCAGCGCUCUGCUCGGACGCCUGCCCUUUGCGUUUGCGCAGCGCCACAGUCCUCCUCGGAUGGUGUCCAGGUUGAACUCGGCCCCUCCGGCGGCCCCUGUGAGCGGACUCCUGAAGCCCAAAGCCGAGCCUGUGCAGGUGGAUGUGAGCGGUCCCAGGACAGUGGCUCCGUCCGUGGGCACCUCUUCUGGAAGCCCCGUUCUGGUCGGCUCCAACAGCACGCAUGCACUCAACCUGGCAAUGUCUCAUGAAGUGGAGCCAACUCGGGACAUCCGCUGUGAGUUCUGUGGAGAGUACUUUGAGAACCGUAAAGGCCUGUCGAGUCACGCCCGCUCCCACCUCAGACAGAUGGGCAUCACACAGUGGUCCGUCAACGGCUCACCCAUCGACACUCUGAGAGAAGUGAUGCGCAAAAGAGGCCUUACGUCUGCAUCGUCUUUAGAGCUGGAGAUUAAGGAAGAGUCUGGGGAAACCAGCAGUCCUGACGCUGCGUCCAGCUACCAGUUGUCCUGUCUGCACAAGUCUCCUCACACGCUUUUCCAGUCAGGACUCAGAGUGCACAAAGCAGGGCUCAGCUCUGUGGGAACAUCUGCGGUACUAUCUGAAGGGCGACUUUUUGGAAUGUCCACUCUGGGAAAGCGUCCACUGUCAGAGGACAGUCUGUCAGCGGACCUCGGCCUCUCAGCCCUGGGUCACCUCAAGAACUACCCCCCUCUGCCACACGACUUAUCCUUCAAGAGCAUGUCCCCUUCAGUCAAGCACAGACCUGAUCCCAGCUGCGAGCUUUGUGGUUUUUACUUUGAGAACCGCAAGGCGUUGGCGAGUCACGCCCGAGCUCACCUCAGGCAGUUUGGGGUGACCGAGUGGUCUGUGAACGGUUCUCCCAUUGAGACGCUCAGCGCUUGGAUACGCAGCAGGCCUCAGAAAGUGCUGGACAUGCACCGCAGCUACAUGCAGGGAAACUGCUCCGCCCUCAAGAAGCAGAAGUGCAGGUCGCCUGUGUCAGUGUCUCCGGAUUCCCCUCAUGUCCUCCCUGCUUCGUCCCCAAGAGCAUCGGCCUCCUCCUCCUCUUCCUCCUCUGCCUCUCAGUGGUCUUCAUCUUUGGCAGUCAGCCUGGUCCCUCCUGUAAACCGUGAGGUCGCCCACUGCCCUUCAAAGACCUCCGGGGAUGAAUCCAGCACCAACCGGGACGUCACGCCCCCCAAACCUGCGGACAGUAGCCCCGUCCUGUCGCGGCUCCCUGGCAGCCUUCCUCUCCUAGCACAGGUGGCCCGCAGCGAGUUCAACGUCCGCAUGCUCAGAGGGUUCGAGCGUCGGCCCCUGAAGCACCCGUCCGGUCCUGAAGCAGCAGAGCGGGACAGCCACCGGCGCACGAGCACCGGCACUGUCCCCGUCCUGCUGCCCAAACCCCCGUCCUACCCACUCGUCAAACUGGAGGGGAACUUCUACACCCUCAAGUGCCGGUUCUGUGAGGUGGAGUUCCAUGGGCCUCUGUCAGUGCAGGAGGACUGGAUCCGUCACAUACAACAGCACAUUUUCAAGAUGAAUUACAAGACCCCGCCACCCCCCAGGGCCCCUGCAAGCAGCCACACAGCCCCCCCCCCUGUCGCCGCCUCUGUCCGCACCUCCGCCUCUACCUCUUCCUCCAGCCACGGCCCGCCCCUCCCCGCCAAGUGCACUCCGAACACUGCCUCCGAGCUGGGCCACCUCUCAGCCGAGCAGCUCGAGCCCACUCCAGUGUAA